Messenger RNA from Aureobasidium melanogenum CBS 110374, 963 nucleotides. RefSeq names its product putative GTP cyclohydrolase I. Lineage: Eukaryota; Fungi; Ascomycota; Dothideomycetes; Dothideales; Saccotheciaceae. The record is from RefSeq and is a predicted model, not a curated record. The transcript is spliced from 3 exons. Gene Ontology annotation, biological process: tetrahydrofolate biosynthetic process; tetrahydrobiopterin biosynthetic process. Bases 1 to 963 code for a protein of 320 amino acids. Gene Ontology annotation, cellular component: cytoplasm. Gene Ontology annotation, molecular function: GTP binding; GTP cyclohydrolase I activity; zinc ion binding.
AUGGACCACCAACCGAACUCGCCUAUUAGGCCCAAGCAUAUUCCAUCGCACAUGAUCAACGGAUCGUCUCCUCUGGUCACCCAAGAGAACCGAGAUGCGCGCGAGCGGGAGAACGCUUUCAAGUCCAUCAAAUCCUCUAUGGGUCCUAAGAAAGAGCCUCUCGAUCUUGAGGGCAACUACUUCCAAACCCAAAACAAUGCUCAACCUCGCGACAAGCGCCCUUCCAAGCUGGCUAAUCUCGACGAGGCCGAGGCAAGAGACCCGCGUGAUGAUUGGACCUCUCAGCAGACCAGCAGAGCUAGCAGUCCCUACACUCUCGCUCCUACCAUUGACUUUGACGGUUUGAGCUGGCCCAGCACCGGCACACGCGAAAGACUCGAGUCCACCCCCGAACAGGCCGCAGCCCGCCUAGAGAAGCUCUCCGGAGCAGUCCGUACUUUGCUCGAAUGUAUCGGAGAAGACCCAGAAAGAGAAGGCCUUCAUGGCACGCCUGAGCGUUAUGCAAAGGCUAUGAUGUACUUCACCAAAGGCUACGAAGAGAAUCUGAGGGACAUUGUUAAUGGCGCUGUCUUCCACGAGGAUCACGACGAGCUUGUCAUCGUAAAGGACAUUGAGGUUUUCAGUCUCUGCGAACAUCACCUGGUCCCCUUUACUGGAAAGAUGCAUAUCGGUUACAUCCCCAACGGCCGUGUUCUCGGCCUCUCCAAGCUUGCACGUAUCGCCGAGAUGUUCUCUCGUAGACUACAGGUUCAAGAGCGUUUGACCAAACAAGUCGCCCUUGCCUUGUCCGAAGUCCUCCAACCUCAGGGCGUUGCCGUCGUCAUGGAAUCUAGCCAUUUGUGCAUGGUCAUGCGCGGUGUUCAAAAGACCAGUGCCACAACCACUACCAGCUGUAUGCUCGGCAGAAUGAGGUCAACUGCUAAGACGAGAGAGGAGUUCUUGAAUCUGCUCAACAGGAAGUAG